This is a messenger RNA of Onychostoma macrolepis, 8553 nucleotides long. RefSeq names its product Ras protein specific guanine nucleotide releasing factor 1 (gene rasgrf1). Gene Ontology annotation, molecular function: protein binding; guanyl-nucleotide exchange factor activity. The transcript has 28 exons. Gene Ontology annotation, biological process: positive regulation of GTPase activity; Ras protein signal transduction. The record is from RefSeq and is a predicted model, not a curated record. Lineage: Eukaryota; Metazoa; Chordata; Actinopteri; Cypriniformes; Cyprinidae. Gene Ontology annotation, cellular component: plasma membrane. Bases 3366 to 6734 code for a protein of 1122 amino acids.
UGUUGCAAAAUAUGCUUUUUUAUUUUGAGAGCGAGUCCAGUUCGCGACCCUCGGGAUUAUACCUGUUGGAGGGAUGUGUGUGUGACAGGGCGCCCUCACCCAAACCUUCACUGUCAGCCAAGGAGUGCUUAGAAAAACAGUCGCCGCUCGUCAUCCCGCCCUAGCCUGCUGAAAUUCGGUGUGGGAGUUCGGCAGGAUCGCUGUGAGUGCUGCGACUCUGCUGGCUGCGAGUCAUUCAAGUUUGCCGACUGUUCCUCUGUCCAGCCUGCCGGCUGUGGCUAUCCCAAGCCCGCCGGCUGCUCGUCAGUCAAGUUUGCUGGCCGCUACAAAGUCAAGCCUGCCGGUCGUGGCUCUUUCCAGCCCACCGGCCGCGGCUCACUCAAGCCCGCCGGCUGCGGCUCACUUCAGCUCCAAAGUUCGCUCCAGUGUCCUGACCAAGAGUCCAGUGCAGGCUCCAGCCCCUGACCAGAGUCAAGUCAUGUCCCCUGAAGCCAUAUUUUAAAAUCUUGUCGUGUCCAUAGGAACAGUUUCAGUCUUGUCUUGUCCGUGGAUGCUCAUCUGGGGCAGGCGGCUUCUCUAGUCAUGGAGGCCAUUCCCAAGCAGCCUGCUUCUCCUGUUGCUGAUAUGGAAGCGGUUCCUGAGUAACCCUGAGAGGGCCCCCGACUCCGCGUCCAGCCCAAGGAGGGCUGUUGUUCUCCCGUCAUGCCCAGACAGGGCCUCAGCGUCCGAGCUUAGCCCAGGAAGGGCUCCUGUUCCUGAGUUUAGCCCAUGGAGGGCUCUUGUUCCUGAGUUUUGCCCGCGGAGGGCUCAUGUUCCUGAGUUUAGCCCUAAUUUCUCCCCAAGUUAUUUUGGGUGGGGGGGCUAAGAGGAUCCGGUCGUAGAGGCCGGGGCGAAGGAUGAGGCCACAGCCAUGAAGACCGCCUGCCAUGGCCUCCUGAGCUCCCUGCCCCGACAUGGCUCCGUAGUCCCCUGAUGCGUCCUGGAGGCCUCCCCUGUGUCUGUCCUGAGGGGCCUCCAGAGUGCCCACUCACCCCCUCCCAGUUGGAUGUUAGGAGGUGCGGGGACGCGCCUUCCGGGAGGGUGGAGUACUGUCAGACCUGUGUCCUGUCUUGUCUUGUGGUUUUUUUUGUCUCGUGCUCCCCUUGACUUAGUUUUCCCUCAUGUAUGCCCAUAUUUGGUCCUUCCUGUUCUCGUUUAGUCAAAUUUAGUCCCACCUGUUUCAGUUCUCCCUGAUUAUAUUCAUUCCACCUGUGUUUGUUAAUCACCUAGUGUAUUUUAGCCCUGUGUUUCCCUGUCUUGUGUGCCCGGUAUUAACGUCGAUGUCGUGUUCCUGUGUGUCUCUGCCUGUUCUGUGUUCCCUGGAUUUUGAGUUUGGAUUAUUAAAGGAUUGUUUGUUAAGUUUAUCCUCGUCUCCUCUAUUCCUGUGUGUGCUUAUCGUGACAGUGGUCUUGUAUUAUACAUAUAAAAUUUUAAAUAAAUGCUGUUGUUUUUUUUUUUUUCUAUAUCAAAAAUGAAUAAAAAAAAUGUAGCAAGGUUUCAGUAAGUUAAGCAAUUUUAACAUUGAUGAUAAAUAUUUCUUGAGCACAAAAUCAGCAUAUUAGAAUGACUUCUGAAGGAUCAUGUGACACUGAAGACUGGAGUAAUGAUGCUGAAAAGCUCAAUGAAUGAAAAACACAGAUAAUAAAAUUAAUAAAAAAAAUAGAACAAGUAAAUAAUGAAUAACAAUAUAUAAAUUGACAAUUGUAUGUACAGGUAUGUAACAAUAGACAGUUGUAUGUACAGUUAUAUUAUGUGCAAUCUGAAAUGUAGACUAAGUAUGUGUGUUAGAUGUAUAAGUGUAUAAAUAGUGUUCCACGAUUAUUGUCAAGUGUUCGUGAGAUGGAUUGCCUGAGGAAAGAAACUGUUUCUGUGCCAGGCCGUUCUGGUGCUUAGAGCUCUGUAGCGUCGACCAGACGGCAACAGUUCAGAGAGGGAGUGUGCUGGAUGUGAGGGGUACAAAGUGAUUUUGCCAGCCCUUUUGCUCACUCUGGAUGAGUGCAGUUCUUGGAGACUGGGGAGGGUUGUACCAAUGAUUCGCUUAGCAGUCCGGACUACCCUCUCUAGUCUUCUGAGGUCAGAUUUUUUAGCUGAGCUGAACCAGACAGUUAUUGAAGUGCAGAGGAUGUAUUCAAUGAUGGUGGAGUAGAACUCUUUCAGCAGCUCCUGUGGCAGGUUGAACUUCCUCAGUUGAAGAAGGAAGUACAACCUCUGCUGGGCCUUUUUAACAAUGGAGUCUGUGAAUGUCCCACUUCAGGUCCUGGGAGAUGGUGCUGCCCAGGAACCUGAAUGACUCCACUGUCGUUACAGUGCUGUUCAUGAUGGUGAGUGGGGGGAGAGCAGGGGGGUUUCUCCUGAAGUCCAUGGUCAUCUCCACUGUUUUAGCUUGUUGAGCUCCAGGUUGUUAAGACUGCACCAGACAGCCAGCUCCUUAACCACCUGUCUGUAAGCAGACUCGUCACCGUCCUGAAUGAGGCCGAUAAGUGUGGUGUCGUCUGCAAACUUCAGGAGCUUGACAGAGGGGUCUUUAGAUGCGGUGUAGAGGGAGAAGACGCAACCCUGAGGAGCUCCAGUGCUGAUCGUACGGGUGCAGGAUGAGAAUUUUCCCAGCCUCACUAGCUGCUGUCUGUCUGUCAGGAAGCUGGUGAUCCACUGACAGAUGGAGGUGGGCACAGAGAGCUGAGUUAGUUUGGGCAGGAGGAGGUUUGGAAUGAUAGUGUUAAAGGCCGAGCUGAAGUCCACAAACAGGAUCCUCACAUAAGUCCCUGGUCUGUCUAGAUGUUGCAGAACAUAAUGCAGUCCCAUGUUGACUGCAUCAUCCACAGACCUGUUUGCUCUGUAGGCAAACUGAAGAGGAUCCAGCAAGCGUCCAUUAAUGUCCUUCAGGUGGGCCAGCACCAGUUUUUCAAAAGACUUUAUGACCACAGAUGUUAGAGCCACAGGCCUGUAGUCAUUUAGUCCUGUAAUUUUGGAUUUCUUUGGGAUGGGGAUGAUGGUGGGGCGUUUAAAGCAUGAAGGGACUUCGCACAGUUCCAGUGAUCUGUUGAAGAACUGUGUGAAGAUGGGGGCCAGCUGGUCAGCACAGGAUUUCAGACAGACUGGUGUAACACAAUCUGGGCCUGGUGCUUUUUUCCUUUUCUGCUUCCGGAAGACCAGGUGCACAUCGUCUUCGCUGAUCUGAAGUGCAGUAUUAUUUCACAGUCAGCUUCAACCAUGAGAAUCAGAAGGCUCUGGAGCUUCGUACAGAAGAUGUUAAGGACUGCGAUGAAUGGGUGGCAGCAAUAUCACAUGCCAACUACAGAAACCUGGCCACCGAGCAUGAAACGCUCAUGCAGAAGUACCUCCAUCUACUCCAAAUCGUGGAGACCGAGAAAACAGUUGCUAAGCAACUUCGACAACAGAUAGAAGAUGGGGAGAUUGAGAUUGAACGUCUAAAAUCAGAGAUUGCAGCAAUGCUCAAAGACAAUGAGAAGAUUCAGUCGAAUCCCACCACUGCACCUAGUGAUGAUGAUUCAGAAAUCAAGAAAAUCAAGAAAGUGCAAAGCUUCCUGAGGGGCUGGAUGUGUCGGCGAAAGUGGAAGACCAUCAUUCAAGACUACAUCCGUUCGCCACAUGCAGAGAGCAUGAGGAAGAGGAACCAAGUCGUCUUUAGCAUGCUGGAAGCAGAGGCUGAAUACGUCCAGCAGCUCCACAUCCUUGUCAACAACUUCUUGAGACCGCUUCGCAUGGCUGCCAGUUCCAAGAAACCACCCAUAACUCAUGAUGAUGUCAGCAGCAUAUUCCUCAACAGCGAAACCAUAAUGUUUCUGCAUCAGAUAUUCUACCAAGGGUUGAAAGCUCGAAUAGCAAGCUGGCCAACAUUAGUCUUGGCCGACCUAUUUGACAUCCUGUUGCCCAUGCUGAACAUCUACCAGGAGUUUGUACGUAACCACCAGUACAGUUUGCAGAUCUUGGCCCACUGCAAGCAGAAUCGCGACUUCGACAAGCUGCUUAAACAGUAUGAAGCCAAGCCUGACUGUGAGGAGCGCACACUGGAGACGUUCCUCACUUACCCCAUGUUCCAGAUUCCUCGUUACAUACUGACCCUCCAUGAGCUGUUAGCACAUACACCGCAUGAGCAUGUGGAGAGAAACAGCCUGGAUUACGCCAAGUCAAAGCUGGAGGAGCUUUCCAGAAUCAUGCACGAUGAGGUUAGCGAGACGGAGAACAUUAGGAAGAACCUCGCUAUCGAGCGUAUGAUCGUGGAGGGCUGUGAGAUUCUCCUAGACACCAGCCAGACCUUUGUCAGACAAGGAUCUCUGAUACAAGUGCCCAUGAGUGAGAAGGGCAAGAUCACCCGUGGCCGACUGGGCUCCCUGUCUCUGAAGAAGGAGGGAGAGAGGCAGUGUUUCCUCUUCUCUAAACAUCUGAUCAUCUGCACUAGAGGCUCUGGAGGAAAACUACACCUCACCAAGAAUGGAGUAGUGUCUCUCAUUGACUGCACACUGAUAGAGGAACCAGAGGGCACAGAUGACGAGUCCAAGUCAGACAAGAGCGGUCAGGACAUGGAGCACCUGGAUUUUAAGAUUGUGGUGGAGCCCAAAGACAGCCAGUCCUUCACCAUCAUCCUGGUGGCCUCCUCACGGCAAGAGAAGUCAGCCUGGACCAGUGACAUCAGCCAGUGCAUAGAUAAUAUUCGGUGUAAUGGGCUGAUGAUGAACGCCUUUGAGGAGAACUCUAAAGUCACUGUGCCCCAGAUGAUCAAGUCUGAUGCCAGUUUGUACUGUGAUGACGUGGAUAUCCGCUUCAGUAAGAUGAUGAACUCCUGCAAGGUGUUGCAGAUCCGUUACGCCAGCGUGGAACGCCUGCUGGAGAGGUUGACCGACCUGCGCUUCCUCUCCAUCGACUUCCUCAACACCUUCCUGCACUCCUACCGUGUGUUUACCAGUGCAGACGUAGUCCUUGACAAACUCAUCACCAUAUACAAGAGGCCUAUCAGCGCCAUACCAGCCCGAUCCCUGGAGCUGUUUUUCGCAAGCAGCCAGAACAACAAGCUCCUCUACGGAGAGCCACCGAAGUCGCCCCGUGCCAGCCGCAAGUUCUCCUCCCCACCCCCGCUAGCCAUCACCAAGACCUCGUCCCCCAACCGCCGCCGCAAACUGUCCCUCAACAUCCCCAUCAUCACCGGUGGGAAGGCUCUGGACCUGGCUGCCCUUAGCUGUUCCUCCAAUGGCUAUGCAAGCAUGUACUCCUCCAUGUCCCCUUUCAGCAAGACCACGCUGGACAUUAACAAGCUCUACGUGUCCAGCCCCAUCACCAGCAAGAUUCCUGACGAUGGCGAAGGCAAGACGGACAAGGCUGAUGAGGUUUCGCCGUGCAAACAGGACAUUUCGGUGAGGGAGGAAAACGACAACGAUCAGAUCCAGAGUGACGAGGCAGAGGCUGAAGUGUCGCCCACCAAAUCACCCACCACUCCCAAAAACGUCAAAUGCAAAAACUCCUCAGAAUUCUCUCUGUUCUCAUACAAUAAUGGCAUGGUGAUGUCGUCCUGUCGGGAGCUGGAUAACAACCGUAGCGCCUUGUCUGCCGCUUCUGCCUUCGCCAUUGCCACUGCUGGUGCCAACGAGGGCACGCCAACCAAGGAGAAGUACCGCCGCAUGUCUCUGGCAAGCACAGGGUUCCCCACGGAUCAGAGGAACGGAGAUAAGGAGUUUGUGAUUCGUCGAGCAGCAACUAACAGAGUUCUCAAUGUCCUCAGGCACUGGGUGUCCAAACACUCACAGGACUUUGAAACCAACACUGAGCUCAAAAUGAAAGUGAUUAGUUUCCUGGAGGAAGUGAUGCAUGACCCUGAACUUCUGACCCAAGAAAGGAAAGCCGCUGCCAACAUCAUAAGGACAUUGACACAGGAGGAUCCUGGUGACAAUCAGAUCUCUCUGGAGGAGGUGCUGCAGAUGGCGGAGGGAGGAAAGUCAGAGCCUUUCGAGAAUCAUUCGGCUCUGGAGAUCGCAGAACAGCUCACCCUGCUGGACCACCUUGUUUUCAAAGUCAUACCAUAUGAGGAGUUUUUUGGUCAAGGAUGGAUGAAGAACGAUAAAAAUGAGAAGACACCUUACAUCAUGAAAACGACAAAACACUUCAAUGAUAUCAGUAACCUGAUUGCUACAGAGAUCCUGCAAAGUGAGGAUGUGAAUAUACGGGUAGCAGUGAUGGAGAAGUGGGUGGCGGUGGCCGAUAUCUGCCGCUGUCUCCAUAACUACAAUGCCGUGCUGGAAAUCACCUCAUCCCUCAAUCGCAGCUCCAUCUUCCGUCUGAAGAAGACCUGGCUCAAAGUGUCCAAACAGACUAAAACAGUCAUUGACAAGCUGCAGAAGUUGGUCUCAUCUGAAGGAAGAUUCAAGAACCUCAGAGAGGCCUUAAAAAAUUGUGACCCUCCCUGUGUGCCAUAUUUGGGAAUGUACCUCACUGACUUGGCCUUUAUUGAGGAGGGGACGCCAAACUACACAGAGGACAACCUGGUCAAUUUUUCCAAAAUGAGAAUGAUCUCCCACAUCAUCCGAGAAAUCAGGCAGUUUCAGCAAACGGCAUACAAGAUUGAUUACCAGCCAAAGGCAGCACUGUAUUUACUGGACAGAAGCUCAGUAAUGGAUGAAGAAGGCCUGUAUGAAGCCUCUCUCAGAAUUGAGCCUAAAGUGCCAACUGAGAGAGGCUCUGCCUAACGUCGACAAUGUACAGACACCACGCUCUCUACAGUAUACAUCCAUGUGUUCUGUUAUGUAACAUGAUUAUUACUCCUGGAUGUGUUUCCUUGUUUUUUAGUCGUAACCAAAUGUUGCCUAAUUGUUUCAGAUCUUUCACCGAGAACUUACCUGUUGAUUUCAGCCUUUGUUCUUUAGGGAAUCAUAUUUUUUUCCAAAUCCAAAGUAUGCUUUUAACAGUACUUAAAACAGGAUAUAAUCCUAGUUCAAGGUGUGGUUGUCUCUUUAAUUGAUUAGGCUCAUCCACAUCACUUUAAUGAAAUAUGAAAAGCCGGCAGGAGCAUUUUGAGAUUUUAAUAGAUGCAUGUAACUAAUUAACAGUAUAUGCAUACCAUGUAGCAAUGUGGAAAGCUGAUAUAUUCCAAGCAUAUAGAAACACUUAUACUGUUAUACUACUAUAUUCCAUGUCACUGUACUUAGCAGAACCAACUCCAGCAUUUUACAUCUAUUUGUUGCGAUAAAUAACAUCCAUCCCUUGAUUUCUCAAAGGGUUGGUUGGAAAUGCCUAAACUGCCAUGACAUUUUUUAAUAAUUUUGGCAUGACUUAAUAAAGCAGACAGUGAAGAGCUUGGUAAUUAUAUUACAUAAAAAAAAGACUUAGAAUAUGUCUCCUAUUGGCCAAUAAGGAUUUUGAUUCUUGCAUGCAAAGUUUAUUUUGCAGAAAUCUUUUUUUUUUUUUUUUUUAUGAUUUCCUCACCUCAAAAAAAUUAGACUAUUUCUUCAUAAAAAGAAGGAAAAUCUGCAUUAUAUUUUUUGAAACUGGUCGUUUUGUGAUUGUUUACCCAUGUAAUGUUUCCGUUGCUCACAGCCACAUUUCUUAGCAUUUUGGUAAAAAGUUAUUCUGGGUUCAACACUAUCCUUCUACACCAGAGUAUCCAGCUAUUGUACAUUUACAGACAAUCUAUGUCCUUCUUGCUGUUCCAGUGAUUGUGGAACGUGACUGAAUAUCACUUUGUAAAAUGCAUUGUCGUUUAAGAGUAUGAUCAAAAGUGAAUGACCUUCCCGCUUGCAGCAUACAAAAGGUAUUUUUGUAGUCCUAGAAUAAAGACGUAGGGUUCUGCAUCCUUACCUAAAAAGAAAGAAAAGAAAAAAAAACAACCGUAGAAACAUUUUUGUACAAACAUUGUCAACUCGCCACACAGAAAAGUAUUCUGUAUAUUUUGUACAUGCAGCCCUAUGUAUUUCUUAACAUACUAGUUUAAAGCACACCUCUUUAAAGCGUUGUAUCCUAUGCUUACACACUCAAUGCUAUAUGAUUUGUGAUUUUGAAACCAUGAUCUAGAGGUAGAGGACUUUAAAGUGUUUUUGCAUAUACUGUAAUCCUGUCUAUAAUCAUUCUCUUAGCAGGAAUAUAGUAAUGUAGUGCUUAUUCUGUGAAUAUUUGUAUGUAUUUUUACUAUGUACAGUCUGGAAACACACUAAACGCUCAUGUGGCAGGCAUGCAACACUGUAUCAGCCAGAAACUUUAAAAGGAGAAUAUAUAUAUAUAUAUAUAUAUAUAUAUAUAUAUAUAUAUAGAUCUAUAUACAUACUGUAUACACAUCUAUGUGCACAUACUCUUAUAAAUGAUAUAUAAACAUACAAACAAACAUUUUGCUGUUAGCAAUACCCAGUGGUAUGAGAAUUAUCUUUCAACCCUUAAGUUUAUUUCCACGGCUCGGGAAAUAUUUCCAGUUUUUGUACAAAAAAGAAAAAAGAAAUGAACAGAAAAGAAAAAGAAAGAAAAUUAAACAAACUGUAUGUUUCCUGAUUACCUCUUGCUAAUAAAUCUAUUCUAUCU